This is a messenger RNA of Dioscorea cayenensis subsp. rotundata (Guinea yam), 2562 nucleotides long. RefSeq names its product subtilisin-like protease. The record is from RefSeq and is a predicted model, not a curated record. Bases 1 to 2562 code for a protein of 853 amino acids. Gene Ontology annotation, biological process: proteolysis. Lineage: Eukaryota; Viridiplantae; Streptophyta; Magnoliopsida; Dioscoreales; Dioscoreaceae. Gene Ontology annotation, molecular function: serine-type endopeptidase activity. The transcript is spliced from 6 exons.
AUGCAGAUAGCUGAUCUUUAUGGGGAGAGAUUUGAACCCAUGGCCUCCCCUUUGAUGUCAUACCAUUGGGCUAUCCAAUGGUUGACUUAUUGUGGGGAAAUUGGAGCCUAUUUUGUGGAAAUUACUAGUCAGGGUUUCCUCACUCUAGCUACCUGCAUGGUUAGACAUAAGGAUGGUAGAGAAUUCAACACAGGAGUUGCAGAUAAAAAGAGGAAAAUAUGGGUGCCACCAGGAAUUGGAGCCCCUGCUGUUUCCUAUAUGCCAAAUGUAUAUAUGGGUUCAGAAAACCUGGCAUUACUUAUGUAUACACAGUUAAUUCCUUCAUGUGUGGUUUAUGGCAUCCUGCUAACUUCCGUUCUUGAUGACCAAAAUGACAAUAAAAAUAGCCAACUUCGAACCUACAUUGUUCAUGUCCAAAGGCCCAAGCACCAUGAGUUACUCAGUGAUGAAGAUAUAGAAGAUUGGCAUAGAUCUUUCUUACCAAACACAAGUCUUGAUACUGGUGAGCCACGCUUGGUUCACUCCUAUCGUCAUGCAAUCAGUGGAUUUGCUGCAAGACUAACUUCAGAACAAGUCAGAGGCAUGGAGUCCAUGGAAGGGUUUUUGAGUGCUCGACCAUCUAGGACACUAAAGCUCGCCACAACCCAUACACCAAGUUUCUUGGGUUUCAACAGUCAGAGUGGUUUAUGGCCUGACUCGUUCAUGGGGUCAGGAGUCAUCAUUGGUGUUAUUGAUAGUGGCAUCACUCCCAACCAUGCUUCUUUCAUGGAUGAUGGCAAAAUACCACCUAAACCCCUCAAAUGGAAUGGGACUUGUGGCUUCCACAACAAAACACUAUGCAACAACAAGCUCAUCGGUGCUAUGGCGUUUAAUGGCUCAAGAAGACCUUCACCAAAAGAUGGUAAAAAAGAUGGGCAUGGGACACACGUUGCAGGCAUUGCGGCAGGAAAUCUUGUUGAUAACACUAAUGUUCUUGGGCUUGCCAAGGGCAGAGCAUCAGGGACCGCACCUAAAGCUCAUCUUGCUACAUAUAAGGCUUGCUACAGAACGAGCUGCAAUAAUGCAGAUAUUGCGGCAGCCAUAGAUGAAGCCAUUAAAAAUGGAGUGGAUAUUCUUAAUCUUUCCUUGGGAAGAUUAAACCCUUCUCCAUUCUAUGAUGAUGACAUAAUGAUUGCAACACUCUCUGCUGUUAGAGCGAAAAUAUUUGUUUGUAUGUGUGCAGGAAACACAGGACCCUUUCCAAACUCUCUUUGGAACAACGGUGUUCCGUGGAUCCUUACUGUUGGAGCUAGCAGCCAUGAUAGGAGGGUUAGGGCCACUGUCAGGCUAGGAAAUGGUGUGGAACUUGAAGGAGAAUCUGGCUACCAGCCAAGCACAACUAAUGCCACAGGUAACAUCAUCUUCCCGGGCUUUAUAGGUCAAAAUGGCACAGAAGGAUGCAAGAAAAACUCCUUCAAUAACAUUGACGUGAAGGGAAAGAUCGUUCUGUGCGUGAUUCUAAGGGGUAGCUUCAGAGACAUGAGCAUCAAUGUCAAAAAUGCAGGAGGAGUAGGGAUGAUAGUGAUAAAUACAUUUGCAGAAGGAUCUACUACUUUUUCUAAUGAUUAUGUACUGCCAACAUCUCAUGUCAACUAUACUGAGGCGCGCAAAAUUGUGUAUUAUUUCAUAAACUCAAGCUCAACUGCUACCGCAACAAUCGCAUUUAAUGGAACAAAGUUUGGAGCACGGCCAUCUCCCACCAUCGGUUACUUCUCUUCAAGAGGCCCUUAUGCUUAUAAUGGUGGCAUAAUAAAGCCGGAUAUCCUUGGACCUGGGGUGAAUAUCCUUUCUGCUUGGCCAGUUAAACCUGGACCAAAUCCUAAUGGUCCUCCAACCUCAUAUUUCAACUUUCUGAGUGGUACAUCAAUGGCCUCACCUCAUCUCGCAGGGAUUGCUGCACUACUCAAGAACACUCACAAGAAUUGGUCGGCAGCAGCAAUCAGAUCAGCAAUCAUGACAACUGCUAACAGGUAUGAUCUUGAUGGAAACCCAAUUCUUGAUGACUAUGAUGAGCAUAUAAAUCGUGCAAAUAUAACUGACAUGGGUUCAGGACAAGUGAAUCCCGUUGCAGCCAAUGAUCCAGGACUUAUUUAUGAUAUAAACCCAGAGCAAUACAUUCAGUAUCUUUGUGGUCUAGGAUACAAUGACACACAAGUCUCAAUUGUUGCUAGCAAUUCAGUUCAAUGUUCAGUUGUUGGCAGCAUUGCUCCUGAGGAUCUUAACUAUCCAUCAAUAUCAAUAUAUCUAGACCCGUUGAAAUCAAAGUUUGUCAAUCGCACACUAACAAAUGUUGUGGGUGCUAAUGAGGUGUACAACAUACAUGUUGAAGAACCAAAAGGAAUCAGUGUGGUUGUCUCUCCAUCCUUGAUUCAAUUUUCAGUAAUUGGCGAGCAAAAGAACAUCACUCUUGAAUUUAGCAGUAAGGGAAUGUCUUUAAACCAAGGUAAUGUCUUGGAUGGACAACUUAAAUUGGACUCUGGCAAGCACUUUGUGAGGAGCCCCAUAUCCGUCACUAUUGUUUGA